Molecule: messenger RNA, 342 nt
Organism: Sodiomyces alkalinus F11
Lineage: Eukaryota; Fungi; Ascomycota; Sordariomycetes; Glomerellales; Plectosphaerellaceae
Exons: 2
Coding region: 1-342 (113 amino acids)
Source: RefSeq, a predicted model, not a curated record
AUGGCAUCGGGCAUCCCGGCAACCAACAACCGAUGCGGACAUGGCCCCACUUAUACGGACGAUGUUACCCCACCUUCGGCGUUAAAAUGCGGACAAUGUCGGACCCACUUCCCUGCAGCCCCCAGCCACCUCGAAUAUCCCAAAGCCCUCGACCACGACCACGACCACCAACCAACCUCUUCCUUUUUUCUGCAUCACCGCAUCUCCGUCUCCAUCUGCGGCCACCACUCACGAGUCACCUUCAAGCCAAGACCCGGUCAGAAUGCACGAAGAGUCGCCCAGCAUGGCCGCAGCAUGCGAGUCUGCCCUUUUAAGGUCGAUUUACUCACACCCUCCGACUGA